AUGCCCUCCGGCCUCAUCUUUAUCACAGGAGCAACGGGCUUCAUCGGCAGUGCUGUCGCCAUCAAGGCUCUACAAGCUGGCUACAGUCUGCGGAUUAGCGUUCGCAAGGAAGAACAGAUUCCCAACCUAAAGGCGGCCCUGUCUGAAUUUGAAGACAGAAUCGACUUUGUCAUCACCCCAGAUAUCACACAGCAGUCUUCCUUUGCCGGAAAGCUAGAUGGAGCCAACUACGUGCUGCACAUUGCCUCGCCCAUGCCCCAUGGAACCAACCCAGAGACAUACUUUGGCCCAGCCGUUAAAGGCACCACGGCUAUCCUGAAGGAAGCUGCUAAGGUUAGCAGCAUUAAGAAGGUGGUUAUUACUUCUUCAAUUGCUGCUUUAACACCUCCCUCGGGUCUUCCCGAAGGAGGAGUCAUUAAAGAGGACAAUGACUGGGACUUGUCGGUCGACCAGACUGCCGACUUCACUGGUGCUAAUGAUGAAGCUACGGGCAUGAGUCUCUACCACGCCUCUAAGCUCCUUGCAAAUCAAGCUAGCUGGGACUUCAAGAAGACCGAGAACCCUAGUUUCUCCCUCGUGACCAUCCACCCUGCCUUUGUGUAUGGACACAACCCCCUCCAGACCACUGCCGAGGAGCUGAGUGGCACCAACGCCCUUUUCUUCCUUACCGUUGCCGGUGGGAAACCACUGGUCCCCAUUACUGCUGUCCAUAUCGACGAUGUUGCCGAGGGCCAUGUCAAGGCCUUGGCCGACAAUAUCCCGGACGGGUCAUCGUACUUACUCGCUGGGAAGAAGGCCUUUUGGAGGGACGUGGCAGCGAUUGUGAAGAAGGAGUACCCGCACCUUGGGUUCAAGAUCUCAGAGGAGAUUGCCGGAGAGUCUUGGCCCGUUAAUACGACCAAGGCCGAGACGGAAUUGGGGAUGCACUGGCGGUCGUUGGAGCAGAUGACGAGGGAUGUUAUCGACCAGCAGAUCGAGCUGCGCAGUCAGGCUAAAAUCUGA
Messenger RNA from Aspergillus affinis, 1002 nucleotides. Its product is annotated as putative 3-beta hydroxysteroid dehydrogenase/isomerase. The transcript is spliced from 2 exons. The record is from RefSeq and is a predicted model, not a curated record. Lineage: Eukaryota; Fungi; Ascomycota; Eurotiomycetes; Eurotiales; Aspergillaceae. Gene Ontology annotation, molecular function: oxidoreductase activity, acting on the CH-OH group of donors, NAD or NADP as acceptor. Bases 1 to 1002 code for a protein of 333 amino acids.